CCGGCCACCGCCUCACAGCCCUACCUGCCGCCUCCUGCCCAGGGAUACAUGGCACAUCCCCAGCCCUACCUGCUCUCCUCCCAGGCCUCUCCUUCCCAGUCCGCGCAGCCCGCCCUGGCCCCCUCCAUCCCUCCCCCGGCCAAACCCUCGCAGGCGCAUUUCCCACCGCCCCAGCCGUCCUUGCCCCCUCCCGCCGCUGCCCAGCCGGAGGCCGCGCAGAGUGCCUCCAAGGAGGGCGGUGGCACGGAGCAGCCAGACCCCUCCACCAUGACCCCCCAGGAACAGCAGCAAUACUGGUACCAGCAGCACCUGCUUAGCCUGCAGCAAAGGGCAAAAGCCCAUGCUCAGGGACAGCAGCAGAUGAAAAGUCCAGUAUUGAAGGAUGCAUCUGAGCAGAGAGCAAAGUCUGAAGAAGGGAAAAUGGGUGCUUCAAAUCAGCAGUCUGAACCUCCUCCACUUAAUGAAUCCCUGCCUCCAGCUUCCAAAGAAGAUGAGUCUUCUCUUACAUCCACUGAAACUCAGCUCAAUAUUGAACCUCCUGAUGACCCUGAGGAAGAUUUGAGAUUGCAGCAAUUGCAAGCAGCAGCAGCUCAGUGGCAGCAGCACCCCCAUCACCGGGUUGGAUUUCAGUAUCAGAGGAUAAUGCAGAAGCAUGCUCAGCUGCAGCAGAUAGUACAGCAGUAUCAACAGGUCAUGCAACAGCCUCCACACUUAGAGACAAUGUCAGUGGACAUGCAACUGCGGCAUUAUGAGGCACAGCAAAAACAAUUCCAGCAGCUUCAUAAAGAUUGGGAGCGAUCAAUGAACCAACAGUGGCAGCAUCAGCUUCAAACCUACCCUCACAAAGAUCAGCUUCAGGAGUAUGAGAAACAGUGGAAAGCGUGGGAUGAACAGAUGAAGGUCACUCAGUCCCACCUGCAGGAGAAAGUGACCUCACUCCAAAAUCUGAAGAAUCAGUAUCCUGCAAAUGUUUCCCUGCCACCUCCAUUUAUUCCAUAUUCUCAAACUGGUCAAGGUGGCAUUCCUAUUAUGCCUCCAACUUUACCUUCAACUACACCUCCACUGGUUCCCCCACCUCUCUCUUCUGUUUCUCAGUUGUCCAAUUCCUCUGUCCCUUCAGGAUCCAGUUCUCAAAGCAGUCAGUCUUCUGAGACACCAAGGCCAGCUCUGCUUCCCACCCCUGGUACCUAUGCAUCAAAAAUAGGUAGUUCAACUGUCUACUCACCUUAUCAUUCUCAAGCAAGUUCAUCCUUUGGCUCAUCAGACCACAGAAAGUCUCAAGUUCAUCUUAGUAAACAAACUGUAUCUGUUUCAUCUGAGCAAGGAUGUGGGGAACUGAAAGGCACUUCUGCAGUGUCUUCAACACACACAUCUAUUGUGCAGGAUAAACCAGUGAGGUCAGGUGGAUUGCUUCCAGAUCCUCCUAGAUCAGCACGUUUUGAAGGCCCCAGAGGCCCUAGAUUUGAUGGAUGCCGAGGAAGAGGAUAUGACAAGUUUGAAGGCUCAAGACAGAGAGGACCUCGUUUUGACUCUCAGCGCUCAGAAGGAUACAGGUCACGUUUUGACAGGCAGAAUACAGAUGGACAGUCUUCAAGUAGAUGGGGGUCUAUCCCACGAGGACCAGCAGGACAAUUUUAUACUUCGACAAAUGCAUCACAUGGACAUGGUUCCCGACCUAGUGGCCCACGGUGGACGGGGCCCAGGCCUCACUUGGGACAGCAGCAGCAGCAGGCACAGACGGAGUCAGAGUCAGAAAACAAAGAACCUUUUACAGACACAGCUGGUGAUCAGCAGACUGUAAGCAGAACACAGUCUACUCCCGAUGCACAGACUGCAGGUCCCAUUGAGCCAAAUGAAGACCUGACAGACACUCAACAGGAACCAUCCAAACCUGAAGUCAAAGAAACUAUUUCAGACCCUCCUAAAAAGUGGACAUGGAGUUCACAUGAUCCUAACCAGCAAGUAGAAGAGUCAAAGCCACCUACUUCACCUGCUCAGAACCAGAAUACUGUAACACCUGUAACAGGAAAUGAGGAUUUGGAUUCACCAGAUGGCCAAUUGACUGCUUCAGAUAGCACCCAGGGCUUACCUGGACCAGAAAGCAGAGGGAAAGGGCCGUUUAUGCAUGAAGAUAGAGGCAAGGGACCAGUAAGCAGAGGAAGGGGCCGUGGCAGAGGGCAGGGGGAUGGCCGUGGCUGGGGAAUGGGCCGUGGCAGGGGCAUGGGAAGGAUGGAUGGUGGCCGGGGAAUGGGAAGGAUGGACAGUGGUUGGGGAAUGGGGAGGAUGGACGAUGGCUGUGGCAGAGGAUAUGUAUACAGAGGCAGAGGGCAGGCUAGGCAGGCAUCCAUCCGUGGCAGGGGAAUGUUCAGGAGAGCAGACAGCAGGGAGAGGAUGCCAGAUGGACAGUCAGGCAGCCGAGAGAGGAUGCCAGAUGGAAGGUCAGGCAGCCGAGAGAGGGGCCCGGGUGGACGGUCAGAUAGUCAUGAGAGGGUAUUCUCUAGCCGAGACAGAGAACUAGCUGGACGGACAGGCAACUGGGACAGGGGACGGGCAGGAAGCCGGGAGAGAGGCCCAGUCAGGCGGGCGUGUAGCCGGGAAAGAGAGCCCAUGCGGGGGGCGGGUAGCCGGGAAAGGGUCCCUGUCAGGCGUGCAGGUAGCCGGGAGAGAGUCCCCAUGAGGCGAGCAGGUAGCCGUGAGAGGGGCCUGGGCAGGCGGGCAGGUAGCCGUGAGAGGUGUCCUAUCAGGAGGGGAGGUAGCCAUGAGAGGGAAGCAGGAAGACCUGAAACAGGCAAUAUGGGUAAACCCCUUCACCUAGGAGAUGACCCUGAUGAAUUGCCUCCAUACCAUCGAGAUGAAACAUUCAGGGGUUCUUGGGGUCAUGAAGACGAUAGAAUGCAAGAAGAAUUUCCUUUAGAUAGUCAAGAUGACCCUUCUUUGGAGCAUGAGCAAUUGGAUGACUGGGAAAGAGAACAAUACUGGAGAGAUCACAACUCUGAUUAUCAGGAUGAUUCUGUAGAUGCAUAUGACAGAGAUGACAGGUUGCAAUCCCACCAUUCACUGCCUCCAUUAUCUCCUCUGCCACCACUACCUCCUUUAUCAUCUGAUCAUGACAGACGAGAUUCAUGGUGGGAUGACUGGAAAAGGCCAAGAGAAAGGGAACUAGAGAGAGAUCUAGAUAGAACUGGAAGAUCCUCAGAUAUUUAUGAUCAAGAUUUAGACAGAGAAUGGGAUAGAGACUGGGACAUGAGAGCUAUGCAUGACAGAGAAAUGGGUAAUUGUGACCUGGAUAUCCCUCCACUACCACCAUUACCACCUCUUCCACCUCUGGACAGGUAUCGUGAAGAUAGGUGGAGGGAGGAUAGGAACAGAGAUCAUUAUGACAGAGAUCUCCGAGACAGGGGGGAGCUUAGGAUUCGAGAGUAUCCAGAGAGAUACGACACAUGGCGGGAAAAGCAAGACUACCUUCCUGAAAGGACUGAUUGGGAGAGGGAACGGUUGUCGGAUAGGUGGUAUCCAGAUGAUGGAGAGAGACUGCGGUCUCUGGAUGACCACUCAGAUUCAUCCCUUCCUCCACCUUCACAUUCCUGUGAUAUGCUGGGAGCAGAUUCAAACCUGGACUCUGACCAGUCCUUGGGAGGAGUGAUGGUCCUUAGCCAAAGACAGCAUGAGAUAAUUCUGAAGGCUGCCCAGGAGCUCAAAAUGCUUCGAGAGCAAAAAGAACAGCUACAGAAGUUGAAGGAGUAUAAACCUGACAUUUCCACACAGGACCCUCCAAGAUCACAGAACACAAGCACAAGGCCGGGUGCCUUUCAGGUCUCUUCUCAGCUAUCUUCAGAGGCAUCAGUAGAAGCCCAAGCUAUUAAACCUUCUCCUGCUGUUAUUAUAAAGCCUCCCGUGUUGUUCAGACAGCCCACCCCUGUGACAAGACCAAGUGCCCCCCUGGCAAGGCCUACUACACCUAUGACAAGGCCACAUGCUCCAGUUUCUACUCCAACUACAACCCCAAGUCAUGGUCAGUCUUUAAAACCAUCACAUUCUGCUGUGGAACAGGAACGCUGGGAUGAGGAUUCUUUCCACGGACUGUGGGACACAAAUGAGGAUAAAGGUGCAAAUAUGGAGUAUGAGUUACGUAAACAGGAGUCAAUGAUGCCUCCACCUGUUUCCUCGCCUGUGAAAAUACCUUCUGUCCACACCUCUGUUCCAUCAUCUGUACCAGUGUCCCUUUCUCCAGUUAUUCCACCAGUUCCUAAAGCACCUGUUAUUCAGCAAACUGUGGAUUAUGGCCACGGGCGAGAUAUAACUACCAGUAAAGUGGAACAGAUUCCAUAUGGGGAGAGGGUAACCCUUCGUCCAGAACCUCUACCGGAGAGGCAAACAUUUCAAAAAGAGCAUCCAGGUCGCUACAACAGAGAAAGAGAUCGUGAGCCUUAUUUUGAGCGUCAAGGUAAUUCCAACACAGAUCAUCGAGAUUUCAAGAGAGAGCGGGAAUUGCACAGAGACCGUGGUUCUGUGGACUAUGAACGAGAGAGAUUUGAAAAAGAGAGGCAUCCCAGAGACGAUAGGGUUCUUCCUACUACACCUACAAGGACUCAGUCUUACCGUGACAAGAAAGACCAUCCAUCCUCCAGGCGAGGUGGUUUUGAAAGACCACCAUAUGAACGGAAGACAGAUCGCCCAGCAUAUGAUCAUGGGCCUUCCAUGUUUGGAGAAAAUUCUUCUGUCCAAACACUGGAAUUUGAAGGUGAUCGUAGAAAUUAUCCUGAGGAAAGGAUUCCUAUUUCUGCUCCAUCGAUACCCCGUCAGCCACCACCUGCUCCAAGAAUGGAAAGGAAGCCAGAAUCUAAAAAUGUAGAUGAUAUUUUAAAGCCACCAGGACGGGAUAGCAGACCAGAGAGAAUUGUGAUCAUAAUGAGAGGGUUGCCUGGCAGCGGAAAGACACAUGUAGCAAAACUCAUCAGGGAUAAAGAAGUAGAGUGUGGAGGACCUGCACCAAGAGUGCUCAGCCUGGAUGACUAUUUUAUCACUGAAGUGGAGAAAGAAGAGAGAGACCCAGAUACAGGAAAAAAAGUUAAAAAGAAGGUGAUGGAGUAUGAAUAUGAAGCUGAUAUGGAAGAGACCUAUCGUACCAGCAUGUUUAAAACUUUCAAAAAGACCUUGGAUGAUGGCUUCUUUCCCUUCAUUAUCCUUGAUGCUAUCAAUGAUAGAGUGCGACAUUUUGAACAGUUUUGGAGUGCUGCAAAAACCAAGGGGUUUGAGGUGUACUUAGCUGAAAUGAGUGCGGAUAACCAGACGUGUUCCAAGAGGAAUAUUCACGGACGCAAGCUAAAGGAUAUCAGCAGGAUGUCUGAGCACUGGGAGGCAGCACCACGUCACAUGAUGCGCCUGGACAUUCGUUCUCUAUUGCAGGAUGCUGCUAUCGAAGAGGUGGAGAUGGAGGAUUUUGAUGCAAAUAUUGAAGACCAGAAAGAAGAAGUCAAGAAGGACACAGCAGAGGAGGAAGAAAGUGAACUGGGUUACAUUCCGAAAAGCAAAUGGGAGAUGGACACUUCUGAGGCAAAGCUAGACAAGCUGGAUGGUUUGCGGACUGGCACUAAAAGGAAACGUGACUGGGAAGCAAUUGCCAGCAGAAUGGAAGAUUAUUUGCAACUUCCAGAUGACUAUGAUACACGUGCUUCUGAACCUGGAAAGAAAAGGGUGCGGUGGGCAGAUCUAGAAGAAAAAAAAGAUGCCGACAGGAAAAGGGCCAUCGGUUUUGUUGUUGGACAAACAGACUGGGAGAAGAUAACAGAUGAAAGUGGUCACCUUGCUGAGAGAGCCCUCAACCGCACCAAGUAUAUAUGAAAAAGUGGUUAAGUGGAUUUUUGUGCCUUGAAGGCCAUUUGCUCUGAGGAGAAGUGAACCAGGGUGUCAUGAGCAUCUUGCAUGGGUCGUGUCACUCCCACCUUCACAGUUUUUCCUUGUUACUUUAGUUUCAGCAAUUUUCUUGAGAUACUGGCAGAGAACCAGUGCCCUCAAAAACUCAUUGAAUCCCACUGCUCCUAAGUGAGAGAGACAGUUUACUUUUUAAUAUUUUUUGAGGGGUGGGGGGGAAGGGUCAGUAGUUUUAGCUACUCUUUGUGGGAUAAAGUGGAAGGGUUAGACAGAUGUUACCUCCACUGUACCAUCACAGAAUGUUUAUCACCUUUGCUCUGUGGCUGUUCUCGUUUUAUACUGUAUGUACCUUGUAGCUUAUUGUAUUAGGAAGCAGAACAAUAAAUUUCACUAUAAACUCGG
Messenger RNA from Lepidothrix coronata (blue-crowned manakin), 6273 nucleotides. It is a transcript of the gene YLPM1, whose product is annotated as YLP motif containing 1. NCBI's taxonomy places the organism in Eukaryota, Metazoa, Chordata, Aves, Passeriformes, Pipridae. Gene Ontology annotation, biological process: regulation of telomere maintenance. The transcript is spliced from 21 exons. Bases 49 to 5841 code for a protein of 1930 amino acids. Gene Ontology annotation, cellular component: nucleus. The record is from RefSeq and is a predicted model, not a curated record.